Molecule: messenger RNA, 2176 nt
Organism: Prosopis cineraria
Lineage: Eukaryota; Viridiplantae; Streptophyta; Magnoliopsida; Fabales; Fabaceae
Product: cold-responsive protein kinase 1-like
Exons: 8
Coding region: 54-1514 (486 amino acids)
Biological process (GO): protein phosphorylation
Molecular function (GO): ATP binding; protein kinase activity
Source: RefSeq, a predicted model, not a curated record
CCUCGUUGAGCUCCCUUCUCUUAUUCAUUUUCCUUCUCUAAACUCAACUAAACAUGUUUCAGCUAUCAAAUCUUCCCUUCUUUACCUUCAUAUUCUGGUCAUGUUGCACUUUUAACGGCGUCGUUUCAGAUCCACAGACCAAUCUUCUUAAGAUCCAGUGCAACCCAUUCAACGAGUUCUUCAUUAACAACAUCUCCAUCUUCAAUGACAACCUACACGCAACGUUUGAAGACAUCAGAGAGCAGAUCAGUGACCAAAACAAGCACUUCGCCACAUCACAACAGCAACGCCAAGGAGAAAACCCCGUUAUCACUCUUUUUCAGUGCAGAAACUACCUUCCAAUCAUUGACUGCGUCGCGUGCCUCGAUGCGGCUGCUGUCCGAAUCCGUAGCUGCGUCGCCACCAUAGCCCCUGGUGCUCAUGUUGUCUAUGACGGCUGCUUCCUCAGGUACAACUCCAAUGGUUUCUUCGACGAGACGACGCAGGAUUUCAAUUUCGCAUCAUGUGGGAAUCAGACAGCAGGAGAUCAAGCACCGACAUUUACCAAAACAGUUCGACAAGUUCUGAUGAAUCUCCAAGUAGCAACACCAAGAAUCCCUAGUUUCUUUGCAGCCACGAAGAUGAAUGUUCCAAAUGGCAAGGCUUUUGAUGCUGGUUGUUUCAUGAGAUACUCCACCAAUUCCUUCUUCAAUGAUAGUCAAACAAUUGAUAUCACACCCAUGACCAAACAAGGAUCAAGCAAAAAGAGGGUCAUAAUAAUUGGAGGAGUUGUUGGAGGUGCAGCUCUUGUCUUGAUCAUCCUUGCAUUGUUUGCUAGGAUUAGACGACGAAGAAGGAAUGAGAGGGUUCCUAGAGGAGACAUAACUGGAGCAAGCAAGUUGGAAGGUCUUGUUACUUAUAAUUAUAAUGAUUUGAUAUCUGCAACCAAUAAUUUCAGUGAAGUAAACAAACUAGGAGAAGGAGGAUUUGGGGCUGUAUACAAGGGCACUAUGAAAAACGGUAAAGUUGUGGCAGUCAAGAAAUUAACUUUACAACAGUCCAGGAAGAUGGAGGAGGAUUUUGAAAGUGAAGUGAAGCUUAUAAGUAAUGUUCAUCGUCGGAAUCUUGUUCGGCUUCUGGGAUGUUGUAGUAAAGGCCAUUAUAAGAUCCUUAUUUAUGAAUACAUGAAAAAUGGCAGCCUUGACAAAUUCCUAUUUGGUAGAAGCAAAGGUUCUCUCAAAUGGAAGCAACGAUAUGAAGUAAUUUUAGGAAUAGCAAGAGGUUUGACUUAUCUACAUGAAAAAUUUCUUGUACGUAUUAUACAUAGAGAUAUAAAGACUAACAACAUCCUCUUAGAUGAUGAUCUACAGCCUAAAAUUGUAGAUUUUGGGUUGGCAAAGCUUUUGCUUGAGGACAAAUCUCAUCUAACCACAAGAAUUGCAGGAACAUUACUCAAACCCAAAAUUCAUGUUCUGGAAGACAAAUCCCAGGAGAAUGAGAAGAAGAAGCUAAACCAGAAAUGGGGACAAAUUUAGAAAACAAAUACUCACCACUGUCCAAUGAUCUUUCACCAACGAUGACUAUUCGGCUCAGUUGAAUGCUCUUUUUCCGCAGUGUCCAAGCUUUUUUCCGGCAUCAUGUGGAUUGUCUAAGAUACAGAGACUUGUAACAUAAAAGAAAGUGUAAAAACUUUUAACAAAAGUUGAGCAAAGUAUAGAGAUCAAAAAUAGUGUCUUCCCUUUAAUUAUUUAAUUUCCUUUACUUCUAUUAUAACACGUGGAUAUUGUCUAAGGUGUUGAUCAUAUAUAUAUAUAUAUAUGGACACAGACACGCAAGUCAAUCAAACAAUAUUCCUUCUACACCCAUUAGCUUGAAUGCUUCAUAAUUAAUUCAUGUCAAUGUCAAUCAUCAAACAUGACAUGGUAUUUUACAUUGCAUAUGCCUAUUGCAGAUUUUAUUGGAUCUAUAUAUAUGUGUGUAUAUUUAUAUGUUUAUACUGGAGUCAUUGUUUCAAUCUAUUGCAUCAUAAAUAUUAAUUAUAAUAUGCAUGAUAGAGGAUAUACAGCACCAGAGUAUGUAUUUCAUGGCCAAUUAUCAGAAAAGGCUGAUAUCUAUAGCUAUGGUGUUGUCGUCUUAGAAAUCAUUAGUGGUCAAAGAAGCAAUGAAUUAAGGCUUCAUGGCAAUGAUGCAGGUGCAU